GCGGGGAGCGGGAGCGGAUAUAGUGAACGCGGGGUCCGGGGAGAACGGAUAUAGUGAAUGCGGGGUCCGGGGAGAGCGGAUAUAGUGAAUGCGGGGUCCGGGGAGAGGGAUAUAGUGAAUGCGGGGUCCGGGGAGAGCGGAUAUAGUGAAUGCGGGGUCCGGGGAGAGCGGAUAUAGUGAAUGCGGGGUCCGGGGAGAGCGGAUAUAGUGAAUGCGGGGUCCGGGGAGAGCGGAUAUAGUGAAUGCGGGGUCCGGGG
Staurois parvus is the source of this 257-nucleotide messenger RNA. The record is from the annotation of a GenBank genome assembly. Lineage: Eukaryota; Metazoa; Chordata; Amphibia; Anura; Ranidae.